Messenger RNA from Notothenia coriiceps (black rockcod), 2028 nucleotides. RefSeq names its product apoptotic protease-activating factor 1-like. The transcript is spliced from 4 exons. The record is from RefSeq and is a predicted model, not a curated record. Gene Ontology annotation, molecular function: protein binding. NCBI's taxonomy places the organism in Eukaryota, Metazoa, Chordata, Actinopteri, Perciformes, Nototheniidae. Bases 443 to 748 code for a protein of 101 amino acids.
GCCACCAGGACUGUGUCCGGAGCUGCCGGUUCUCCUGGGACAGCCAGCGCCUCGCCACGGGAGAUGACAACGGAGAGAUUCGGAAGAGGGCGAGAUGAAAGGAUGGAGGCAGGGCUCCUCCUCCUCCGCCUGGGGAGCGAGAGAUUGAGGAGGUGCAGGUUGUGUGAGGAUGUCUGGAUGAAGAGAGCAGGAAGAGGAGGAGAUGUCUGACAGUGGGAGGUGAAGGAGAGAGGACUCCGGCUGCCAAACAUGGACCCAAGAGGCUUCGGAAAUCUACAGUAAAUGAAAAGUGUGGCUGUGUGAGAGGAAGAUUCUUCAUCCUGCAGCCAACGAGGGGUUAACGCCCUGUGGUGGCCUCAGCUGCUCUGCCCCAUUAUCCAGGAAUGGACGACUCCAUCAUAUCCAAUUACAUAAAGCACACUGAAAUCUCACCCCUGUUUCUAUGGAAACAAAUCUCUGGAGUAUCAAAGACGGCUCUCUGCUGAGGAUCUGUUCCCGGGACGGUAAGGACGCCAUGGACUCUCUGCACGGAGGCUGGGUGACCGACCUGCACUUCUCCCCUGACAACUCUCUACUGGUCUCCACUGGCGGAUACAUCAAGUGGUGGGACGUGGAGAAAGGCAAGGCUCUGCAGACCUUCUUUCCGAGGGGAACAGCGCUGAAGAGGAUCCACGUCUCCUCCGACUUCUCCACCUUCGUCACCAUCGACAGCAUCGGCAUCCUCUACAUCCUUCAAAGGGUGGUGUGACACUGCUUCAAUGGACCAAAAAAAGAAAGGAACAUAACACUACAAACACCACAUUUACCAUGCCUAUACACUUUCAGGGGGCUAAACUGAGGGGGCUAGAACCACACACUUCUCAGAUGCUACGUUUACAUUUUUCCACUGCAUUUUUUCUUCGGUAUUUCAAUGGAGCAAUACAGGUUCACAUCGGCCUCUGCUAACUUGACUUUACCAAUUUACAACAGCUUAGAAUCAAACUGCUUCAGCGAAAAUACACUGUUGGGAGUGUAGGUGCACCAUGAAAGCUCAGACAGUCUUCAGAUUCCUACUCUACACAAAUACAGCGGGUACAAAUACAAAAAAAUUGAGCACAAGGAAAAGUGAAUUGAAAAGCAGCAUGUAGCGUUUGUGACGAUCAGGUCUUUUCGAACAGAUCUUUUAUAUCAUCAAUGUCUAAUGAUAAUCAAGAGUUGAAGAUACGUGAUCCUUCCAUCAAUGUGAAUAAUACAUGUAAAUCCAUAGUGCUUUAAGGCUGAACAUAACUUCAUGUCAUUUGAGAGAUUUUUAUGCUUCGCUGUAUGUGAUCGUUAUAAGCUAUGUCAUUAAGUUCAUUUGAGUCGUUAACGCUGUGAUGUUUUUGACCUUUUCACUUUACUAUACACCGUUUUGGGCAUUUUAUCUACUUGCUUUAGUCUGAAUAUGAAAAGUGUAGGUACUGUUGGGUAUGUGCGUUUUGUGUACAUGGGUUUUGCCUUCUCAAUCCACCAGCAUCAAUAAAACUUCCGGUGCACUUUGAUAAGCAUUAAACAUUUAUAGUUAGAUAAAGUUUUAAUGAUCAGGCAUUUUCAACUGAAGUCUGUAAGUCCAUUUGUACAUCAGAACUUUUUUUUACUUUUAAACUUAAAUCAGAAAAAUGCAGCAUGUGAUUUAUUAUUUAUAAUCAAUUUUCACACUGAUGUUAAAAGCCGCAUUUUGUGCUUUAUCAAUUGCUGAAUGUUUAGUUUUAUACUGGUGAUUUGUAACUCUAUACCACUUUCUUCACACAUCUUUAUCUGCAUUUUGUCCAACUACUGAGCCUUUCCUGUUGUGAGCACUUUGAAGCAGGAGUUACAAUCUUAAAUGAGGCUUUUACUCAUGUGGCUUUGUUCAGGCAAAUCAAAAAUGAAUCCUUACUUUGAUUUGGCAAUAAGGAUGAGUGUGUGACAGAGGAAAGUGUCCAUUGACAUGCUGUAAACUAUCAAACGUAUUCAUUUCUGUAUGGAUGAUACAGACUGGGGGUCCAGUAGGAGUUGUAAGCAUAUAAA